AUGCCUCCUGCGCCUUACCACGGCCUUGGCCGCUUGGGCUUCGUCGUGCUCGCUUCCAGUGCAACUAUUUAUGCGCCGCUAGUGUAUGCGACAACCCAAGACACGUCCAGCAACAACAAUCUGAUCAAGGCACAAGACGGGCCAGUAGUACUGACUGCAACACAAGAUACUCCUGGCAUCCUGGUUCUCGACUAUGGCGUUGAGACGGAAGGCAUCCCGUCCUUUGACGUUGUCGCCACCGCCGGUGACACGUCUAUGCUCGAGAUUACCUACUCUGAGACAGAGGCCGCGCUGGGCCGUUACAUGGGUGAUGGUCCGCUUCCGCUCGCAGCUGCCAUGGACACCUACCGCAUCAACGCCUACAACAUUUCGGCCCCUGGACAGGUCCGGAACCGCCUCAUCCAGGGAGGCUUCCGCUACCAGAAGCUCAAUCUCUCCUCCGUCGGCGAAAUCAUCCUACACAACGUCGGCGUUGUCCCGACCGUGCACAAGACACCUCUCACCGAACUGCCCGGUUCUUUCGCCUGCUCGGAUAGCUCGCUCAACGAAAUCUGGACUGCUGGUGCUAGAACACUCCAGCUCAGCGAAAUUCCCAAGAAUUCUGUGCCCGAGUUCUGGCAGGUCUCGAGCGAGGGUGUCCUGAUCGACAGCCAGGCCCCUCAAGUUGCAGUGGGCCUCGUCGCAGGCUCUUCAACUGUGUAUGGUCUCGAGUUCAAGGUCAAGCCUCUUGUCAAAGGUUUCGGGUUCUUGGUGCUCUCUGAUACGCUGAACAGCGGCAUCUACAUUUCGGUGGACAUCUCUGCGGGUACCAUUGCCGCGUAUGUCGGAGGCACAGCCCAAGACACACUGCUUUCGAAGCAAGUGCUUUCCCCAGAUACGAUCAGGGGUCUAGACGCCUGGCACCAGGUGAAUGUUGAAGUGGCUAUCACCGAGAUCAAAGUAGUGAUGGACGGUGUCAUGGUGUUCGAACUCUCCCAGACCAGCAAGUUUUACGGCUCAUACGGGCUCGGCGCUUCAUUCGGACACCGCGCCGUCUUCAAGGACCUGAAAGCGACUGACGCUGCUGGUGCCACGACGUAUGAGCACUCCCUGACUGACAAGAGCUGCUUCGACGACUUCCUCGUCGGCACGAACCCUCUCGACACGUCGGUAGACGCAACCCGCCGCGACCGCAUCGCGUACACUGGCGACCUCGACAUCGCCGGCGCCGCAGCCCUCGCAAGCACGCACGGCCUCAACUUUAUCCUCGGGACGCUGGAGCUCUUCGCGCCCCUUCAGGCCACGCCUGGAUUCUUCGUCCCCACGGUCAAGAUCCAGCAGGGACCCUCGGCACCAAUGGACUUCAACACGACCGGCCUAAUCAGCUACUCAUGGAAUCUUCUGACCGCGGUCGCCCUGACCUAUAGCCAUACCGGCGACAUCGCGUUUGCCAGGACCUGGGCGCCCAAGGUGCAGGCCAUGCUCGACUGGUCUCACUCCCAGGUACUCCCAGAGAGCGGCUUGUUCAAUCUGUCCGAGCCCUCGUUCGGCGGCGACUGGAACUACUACGACCCCGUGCGGUCAGGCGUCGUGACCAAGUUCAACGUCGUCUACGCGUACGCCCUGCAGGAGACCACGCAACUCCUCGCCGACGGCGGCAUUGACGCCUCCAUCUACCAGGACCGCCUGGCCGCGCUCCGCACGGCUAUCGACGCGCAGCUCUGGAGCGACGAGCUCGGCGCGUACGUCAUCUCCGAGUCCAACCGCGCCGGCUUCGCCCAGGACGCCAACGCCCUCGCCAUCCUCGCCGGAGUUAACCAGGACCCGGCACACUCAUCAGACGUGAUCCUGGCCACGCUCUCAGACCAGCUGUCCACCCCGCGCGGGCCCUUGGCCUUCUCCCCCGCCGUUACAGCAGCCGGCUUCCGGCGAUACAUUAGCCCGUACGCAUCGGGCUACCACCUCCGCGCCGCCCUCGCCGCGGGCAACGUCCCUGCGGCAAGGGAGCUGCUCGACACGUUGUGGUCCCCCAUGAUCGACGUGAAAAAUGCCAACUACACGGGCUGCCUCUGGGAGACGCUGAACGAUGCCGGCGAGCCCGCGUUCGGUCACGCGACGAGCCUCGCGCACGGUUGGGCCGCGGGCCCGACCGCCGAGCUCAGCCGCUUCGUGCUCGGCGCACGGGCUACGGCGCCGGGUUGGGCCACGUGGGCCGUGUCACCGCUGACGCUUGGCGAGCGGUGGGCGAGCGGCAAGGUCCCGACGCCCGGUGGCGGCGCGGUGGCGGUUGAGUGGAAGUUCUGCGACGACGGCGGGCUGUUGAGUAUGACGGUACAGGCACCCGCGGGGACUAAGGGCGUGGUGACACUGCCGGUGCCGCUGCUGGUGAGUGCCGAGGAGACGGUAAUCCGGGUUGAGGGUGUGAUUAUUGAUGAGAUGGCCGACCACUCUGCAUCCGGCGCUGCAGACGCGGGCGGAUUCGACUUUGCGCUCUACCGCUACGAGCUAUCGCUACCAGCUGCCAUCGCGGCUGUUGCCGUCUUCCUCAUCCUAUCACUCCUCCACACAUGGCGCAUCGUGCGCCACCGCUCCUUUUACUUCACCACCUUCACGAUCGGCGGAUUUUUCCAGGUAAUUAGAUACUGCGGCCAUAUCUGGUCCCAUUAUGACCCAAUAGCUAUUGGAGGCUUCGUCAUGCAGGCCAUCCUAACCCUCGUCGCGCCCGCGCUGUACGCCGCCUCGAUAUACAUGAUUCUCGGCCGGCUGAUCCAGGCCCUCGGCGCCGACCGGCUCUUCGCCAUACCACUCAAGUGGAUGACUAAGAUCUUUGUCUCCCGCGGCGGCGGCAUCCAGGCGGCCGGCACGCUCGAGCUCUACAACCUCGGCGAGAAGGUCAUCAUUGUCGGGCUGUUCGUCCAGAUCGCCAUCAUCGGGUUCUUCCUCGCCACUGCCGUCACGUUCCACCUCCGCCAGCGACGGUGCUCCAUCGCGUACGGCACCGCCACGACAAGCGCAGCAGCCGAGCCGAGUCGCUUUCCAGUCGGGACAGCAGCGGGCUCGAGACGUACGAUCAGCACGGCCGGGCAUUGUGAACACGGCGACAACACCCCACGUAGAAGACUCCCAAAGGUCGCGUCCUAG
Microdochium trichocladiopsis is the source of this 3120-nucleotide messenger RNA. RefSeq names its product Six-hairpin glycosidase-like protein. The coding region runs from base 1 to 3120 and encodes 1039 amino acids. NCBI's taxonomy places the organism in Eukaryota, Fungi, Ascomycota, Sordariomycetes, Xylariales, Microdochiaceae. The transcript is spliced from 5 exons. Gene Ontology annotation, biological process: carbohydrate metabolic process. Gene Ontology annotation, cellular component: membrane. The record is from RefSeq and is a predicted model, not a curated record.